Messenger RNA from Brassica rapa (field mustard), 3352 nucleotides. RefSeq names its product extensin. The record is from RefSeq and is a predicted model, not a curated record. NCBI's taxonomy places the organism in Eukaryota, Viridiplantae, Streptophyta, Magnoliopsida, Brassicales, Brassicaceae.
AAAAAUGAAACAAAAUCUCAUGUUUUUAAAUGGUUUGUUUCAUUCUUCAAAAAAAAAAUUCUAAAUAUAUUCUAUCACCACUUUAAAAUUAAUUAUUAAUAACAUUUUAGGAGGGGUAAGUAGAAGUAGAAUUAUUAAUACGACAAAUGUUCUUGGCUACUCACAUGUCUUUUUUCCAUUUGCAAAUGAUUUACCUGCAACAAACAAAUGUUACAAGAGAAAAUAACUUAUGAUUUAGACAUGAAUCCGUUUCCUAUAUAAAACGUUUUGGUAAAACAUUUCUUUCUUAGCUAGCCAAUUGAACUCAGUACAUUGUCAUUUUUGUAACCCAAUUUCAAUUGGUCAUAUUGUAUUGUACCUUUUGAUCAGAUAUGCUAUAUGCAGCAGGUAGAAGAUACAAAAUAUGCAUAUUAUAAGCAAAAAUGAUGUGUAAUAGCUGAAUGAGAUAUCACUAAGGUAAUGUGGAAUGUGAGAUGAACCACCAAGGUGUUUUUUUUUCCUUUUGUGUUAUAGUGAUUCUUGACAAAAAACUAUAGAGCAUGUUUAAUUGCUUUUAAAGAAACCCUCUCAUAUAGUAAUUACGAUAUCAAUUUUCUUAGACUUUUCUGUUAAAGGAGUUGAUAAGAUAUCAGCUCUCUUAUGCUUUCCUGUAAAGGAGUUUUAAUAUGAUCAAAGGUACUAUUAAGAUUUUUAAACAAUAUGUUAAGUGAUCAACUCUCAUGAGAUAUCACGAAUUAGUUUCUAAUAAUAUCGUUGGUUGUAUCAGGAACAUAUACUGCCAUUGUAUAUAUAUUUGCAGUUACCUCCAGACGUUAAUUUGGGAUCUAACAUAUGAAAUCACCAGAUUACAACUACAUAUACCACUUAACUUUUUUCUCAGAGUAAAGAGACGGAGAAUAUAAAAAAAUAUACGAAAUAAUGUAUUAAAGGUGAAAGAAUCAAUCCAAUGCCAAUAUCUUAUAAAUGAAAUUGAUCCAAAUCCAACUUUGAAAGCAAAGUAUAAAAGAACAAUGACAGAACAAAAAAGAAUGUGGAGAGUUCGACACUAUUUGGUUCUAGAAUUAUUUCUAGUUAAAUUAAAUAGGUUGUUGAGUAUACAUUGAGAAAGGAAUAUAAUAAUCUUAGCAUAUGGUUCUCAUCUAAGCAGAAACAUAUUAUCCCACAUAAUCAGUUUGAUUUUUCAAGCACAAUGUUUGUAUGUAAUAGUCAAAAUAAACAAAUUAAUAUUUGUAUAUGGGUUAUCACCUAUCAUCUGUAAAUUUGUAAAGCUAAUUGUAAAUAUUAUGUUUACAUCUUUACCCUUAAAAAAGAGUAUGUAACUUAACAUACAUUGUCAUUUUGAACUUUUUAAAAUUCUCCAAUGUUUAACUUUCCAGCAAAACACAAUUUAUCAAGAAAGCAUCUUUGUAUCAAACCUACCUAAGUGGUUUAUAUAUGUUCAACCAACUAACUAAGCAAUGAACAUUUCACUCCAAAAACCAAUUUUUAGAUCAUCAAAAUGGGUCUCAUUAUCAUCACCCUGAUGGUCAUGAUCAUACAAGUUGCAUCAACAUCGUCCGACCAAAUAGAUGUUCUCACUCCUCUUUGCAUCAGUGAAUGCUCCACCUGUCCCACCAUCUGCUCUCCUCCUCCCUCCAAACCGCCACCCUCCACGUCACCACCUCCGUCUCCCUCAUUGCCGUCAUCCUCUCCCCCACGGCCGCCACCUCCGUCUCCCUCAUUGCCGUUAUCUUCUCCGCCACCAACACCGCCACCGCCUCACAAACGUUCUCCACAACCGGGUUCACCUCCACCGUUAAUCACGGUCAUCCAACCGCCACCACCAAGAUUUUACUAUUUUGAGUCCACACCGCCACCUCCACCGCUUUCUUCCAAUGGAAAAGGUUCACCGCCAUCGCCGCCUCCGUCCCCAAAGGGGCAGCAGCCUCCUUACCCAUAUCCUUAUUUCUAUUUCUAUACGGCAUCAAAUGCCACACCUCUCCUUUCUUCUUCUUUCUUGAUUUCUCUUUUUAUAUCUUGUCUCUCUAUUUUGCUUAAUAACGCUUAGUUAGUAUAAAAGACUCGACGACUCUAUUGUAAGUUUGUACUACUUAAAUACUAUUGUUUUUUAUUUUUGGUGUAAAAUACCAAUAUGCUAAUAUCGAUCAUCAAAAGCAGACGGCAGCAAAACAGAGUGUAGUACCAAAGUAUUUGAAAUUAGGAAUGUGAAAACGAGCUACUCGAUCGACCGACCUAAUCUAGCUGAUUGCGUCCACGACCAAGUCGUACUCGUACAUGCAUGGGACAUAGGCUAUCGAUUCAAAGUCUAGAACUACUGUAUAUAUAUCUCACUUAUCUUUUACAAAUGUAUAAUGUUUCUUCAGUCAUGAACUAAAGAUUCAAUUAGGGCACCAUUUUGUAGCGAGACAUGUAAAUGUGAAUAAUAUAUGACAAGGUGUUGUGAAUAAAAUACGUAGAUUUACAUUGUGACAAACCCAUUUUAAGUCGAUUACAUAUUAUAAAUCGACUUGUAUAAAAAAAAAAGAGAGUAUGAAACUAACCUAUGAAUGAUGUGAUCAUGUGAAGAAGAAAAAAAGGUCUCCAGUUAAAUUUUACCUUUGGUUAAUCCUUUGGUUGACGCGGUGAAAAAACAAAGAAGAAGAGUUAAUAAAAUAAAAAUUGAAAGAGCGAUUGAUUUCAGAUCCAAACACAGAAAAAUCGUGAAAUCUCCUCCUCUGUGUUGAUCCUCCUGGAUCUGUAUACAUUCUUCUAGAAGGUCGUGGAGAUGUCUCCAUCGAUAAGCAUCUCGAGUCAUUUCGAAUCGAGUUCUACUGAUUCACGUUUUGCUUAGAAAAGACGAACCGUCUCGGGAUGAACUUGAAGCAAUUAAAGAGAGCCUGAAGAAAGACGCGUCCUCAUUUCUUCGGUCAUGUGGAUGGUACGAUCAAGUACACUCCUCCAUGCGUGCCAAGAAGAGAGUGUGUACAGAGCAAUCAGGAGGAGAUGGUGAAGAUAGUAACGACUUAAGGAGGAGGUUGAUAGGAGAUGUAAAAUCAAGUUCCCUUCAGAUACCAGAUGAAUUGAAAGCGCAUCUUGUAAACCGGCUCCGGAAAAUUGGCAAGAAGAAAUACUCGUGAACCAUUCAUGGUUUGCUUAACCGGUUAAAAGUCUCUACGUGGUCCCUCUACACUCUCCUCUGUCCUCAAUUUCACCACAUCGCUCAUAUUGCUUGAAGCAUCCCGUUGGUUGUGUCUGGUGAUACAGAGAGAAGGUAUCAAGAUUUUUUUCAUGUGAGGGUGAAAAGGGAAUUUGUUUUUCCUUAUUAUUGUUACAUUUUUAGAAGAGAGUAACAAGUAAUUAAUGGAAAAAAGGA